AUGGUGUUUGCCGACGCCGGCAGGCGUUCACCCGAACGACGGGGGAGGAGUCCCAGUGUGGUCAGCGCUAUAGGCCAUCGAUCACGACACAACAGCAGUGCUCGAACUGCUCCUGCUCAGCCGCCCUCCCCCGAGACACACCCUGCAGCGAACGUAACUCUACUGGCAGAUGAAAAGCCUGUUGCAAGCGGCAAUGGCGUCUCUGUCUCCAUCGCACUGGCAGAGCCAGUCUUGUUUCUGCAGGGCUUUGAUCCUAACGACCCAUCCACUCAUAGCACCACAAUGCUCCGUGGGAGUCUUCUCUUGAGAGUGCAAAAGCAGGCAAAGUUGAAAUCAAUAUCUCUGAACUUCCGGGGCAAAUCAGAAACGGAGUGGCCGGAAGGAAUACCUCCCAAGCGCGUCGAAUUCCGAGACACCACCACAAUCAUGAACCAUACAUGGUCGUUCUUCAAUGCUCAGAUCCCCCAAGCCGAGUAUAGCUAUGGUGCAGACAUUGUCCAGCUCUCCAAGGGUGCUUCAGUGGAAUCGAAAGAAGUUGGCGUUACAGCUUCGUCAUUUGACCUCUUCCAGCGUAGUGCCUCUCCCGCCAAGGGGCACCCAUCUACCCGUGAUCUCAAGCGGCUGUCCCUCCAGGCAAAUCAUUCGAGGAGCUUUGGUAAAGGUGACACAAUCAAUGGGGGCCCGACAGUCGCUCAAAGGGGAUUUAAAGUGUUCCAUCCCGGGGAUUACGUCUACAAUUUUGAGCUCCCACUCGACUCGAGGUUGCCGGAAUCUAUCAGUGUCGACCUCGGCCAUGUCAAAUAUGAGUUGGAGGCCCUCGUCGAGCGUUCCGGGGCCUUCCGUGCUAACCUAGUAGGCACGAAGGAGUUGACAUUAAUCCGAGCGCCCGCAGAGGGGUCCUUGGAACAGGUCGAACCUAUUGCAAUAUCUCGGAACUGGGAAGACCAAUUACACUAUGAUAUUGUGAUUUCUGGGAAAUCUUUUCCACUCGGUUCGACGGUGCCCAUUGCUUUCAAACUGACUCCCCUCGCCAAGGUCCAGUGCCACAGGAUCAAAGUGUUCGUGACGGAGAACAUACAAUACUUCACAAACAAUAAAAAGGUACACAGGCUGGAACCAACGAGAAAAGUGCAACUUUUCGAAAAACGGGCCGAUGGACAUAGUGUGACAUCCUACCCCGGAAGUUCAAUGCGGAUUCUGGCAGGUGGUGGUGUCCCCUACGACUAUCGUCAACAAGCUGCUGCUGGUGACGAGGAUAUCCCUAGAGACCAGACGAACUUGCUCGGCAACCUGGAUAACGACGCUGGAAGUAUUGGUCCUACCGAGAUGGAAUUCAACGUGCAAUUGCCAAGCUGUCAUCAGAUGAAGGACAAACUGCGAAGCGAGCGAUUACACUUCGACACCACAUACUCCAAUAUUCAGGUCAACCAUUGGAUCAAGAUUGUAAUGCGACUCUCUCGGCCAGAUGAGAAUGACUCAACGAAGCGGCGCCAUUUUGAGAUCUCCAUUGACUCCCCCUUCAACAUUCUCUCUUGUCGCGCAACACAGGCCAACAUCUCUCUUCCCGCCUACAGCGCCGGCGAUGGUCUUCCGGCCUCCACCGACGAGUUUGAGUGCGGAUGCCCAGGCGCUGCAAUCAGAAGACGAAACACUCCGCCCAUAUCCCAAAGUCGUAUUCAGUCUAUCAAUAUAUCUACAGAUUUCGGGGCUCCAGCACCUGGUGUGAGCCGAAGUUGGACGAAUGACACAGGUGGCUUGACAAUGCCUACACAGGCACACGUGCACAACGACCCCAAUGCUGGACAAUCAAGACCUAUACACUUGCUGAGAAGUCCCUCAUUCAACCCGCCGGCCUUUGAUGACGACGACCCACCCCCACCCUUGGUGACUCCGCCUCCCUUGUACGAUAACAUUGUCCCUGGAGAUUCAACAAGCGCAUUGGCGGAUUAUUUUGCGCGCCUCGCGGACGAAACAUCCGACGAAGACGAUCGCUUGGAUCGAUCACGUGUAGAUUACCCCCUUACUCCUGGCGGGCGGGUGAACAGGAGUAUGGAUAUUCCAAGGAACUGGAUGCCACUGGGCGCGGGUGCCAACGCUGAACCGACUCCAUCAGGACUGGCGUCUUCGACGUCCGUAGCAAAUUGA
Fonsecaea multimorphosa CBS 102226 is the source of this 2145-nucleotide messenger RNA. RefSeq lists its product as uncharacterized. Gene Ontology annotation, cellular component: cytosol; cytoplasm. NCBI's taxonomy places the organism in Eukaryota, Fungi, Ascomycota, Eurotiomycetes, Chaetothyriales, Herpotrichiellaceae. The coding region runs from base 1 to 2145 and encodes 714 amino acids. Gene Ontology annotation, molecular function: ubiquitin protein ligase binding; protein-macromolecule adaptor activity. The record is from RefSeq and is a predicted model, not a curated record. The transcript is spliced from 2 exons. Gene Ontology annotation, biological process: ubiquitin-dependent endocytosis.